This is a messenger RNA of Thalassophryne amazonica, 1423 nucleotides long. It is a transcript of the gene aadat, whose product is annotated as aminoadipate aminotransferase. The transcript is spliced from 14 exons. Bases 138 to 1403 code for a protein of 421 amino acids. The record is from RefSeq and is a predicted model, not a curated record. Gene Ontology annotation, biological process: biosynthetic process. NCBI's taxonomy places the organism in Eukaryota, Metazoa, Chordata, Actinopteri, Batrachoidiformes, Batrachoididae. Gene Ontology annotation, molecular function: pyridoxal phosphate binding; L-kynurenine:2-oxoglutarate transaminase activity.
GUUGCCGUGGCAACAUGUUAGCUCGUUUUAUAUACUCACCAAGAAACCUGGAAUGAAUCGUGUCUUUCCUUUUCCCCAUCGAAACAAGCCAGAUUUGAGGAACAGAAGAGCACAAAACUACUCAACGUGGUGGUGAAAUGAAUUACUCUCGGUUCUUGACAGCUGUCAGUGCAGCCAGAAAGCCGUCGCCCAUCAGGGUCCUGACUGAGCUGCAGCAGCGCUCACCACCGUCUCUCAUCUCUUUGGCUGGAGGAGCACCGAACCCCAACACCUUCCCCUUCCAGGCGGCAACCAUUCAGGUGAAGAACGGACCAGCGGUCACCUUCGAUGAAAUCACGAUGAAGCGGGCGCUGCAGUACUCCGCCUCCAGCGGACUCCCUGAGUUGCUGUCGUGGAUGAAGAAGUUACAGAAAGACCUCCACAAUCCACCGACUGACAGCUUUGGCCAAAUGGACAUGUGUGUGACCACAGGGAGCCAGGAGGGGCUCUGUAAGGUGUUUGAGAUGCUGGUCAACCCUGGAGAUAACCUUGUUCUGGACGUACCCACAUAUUCAGGGACUCUGGCAGCGCUGCAGCCGCUCGGCUGUAAUCUAAUCAACGUUGCCAGCGAUCAGCACGGGAUGAUACCUGCUGCCCUGAAGGAGGUGCUGUCUCAGUGGGACCCCUCAGACGUCCAUAAACUGGACAGCACUGCACCCAAGAUCCUCUACACCAUCCCCAAUGGAGGGAACCCCACCGGCACCUCCAUGACCGCUCAAAGGAAGAAGGAAAUCUAUGAGUUGGCUCAGCAGUACGACAUGCUCAUCAUCGAGGAUGAUCCCUACUAUUUCCUGCAGUUUGAAAAGCCGUGGGCCCCGACGUUUCUCUCCAUGGAUGUAGACGGGAGGAUCAUCAGGCUGGACUCCUUCUCCAAGAUCCUGUCUUCAGGGCUGAGGAUCGGUUUUGUGACGGGACCGAAGCCUCUGGUGGACCGAGUGGUUCUGCACAUUCAGGCCUGCACCAUGCACACCAGCACCUUCACACAGCUGAUGGUGUCUCAGUUGCUGCACAGUUGGGAUAAAGAUGGUUUCUUCCAACACAUUGACGGGGUGAUUGAGUUUUACAGGAACCAGCGUGAUGCCAUGAUCAGCUUGGCCAACAAGUGGCUGAAAGAGGUAGCGGAGUGGCACGCCCCGUCAGCGGGCAUGUUCCUGUGGAUCAAAGUGAAGGGUGUCGCAGAUACGCACAAGCUGAUCAUGGAAAAGGCGCUGGAGAAAGAGGUGCUGCUGGUUCCUGGUGGUGUGUUUAUGAUCAACAGCUGUGACCCGUGUCCGUACAUCAGAGCGGCGUUUUCUCUCGCCGCCCCUCAGCAGAUCGAUGAGGCUUUCCGAAGACUCUCUCUACUCAUCAAAGAGGCUUUGUGAUGUCAUAAUGGAGCUGAAGG